GAAACGAGCCAGUCGGCUGCCAACCUGCCUAGAGGGUUGUUGGUUGUUUGUUUCAACAGGAAAAACGAAAACAUUAGUAUUUCUUUUUUUCCUUCUCCACCGAUAUUAUUCCAACCCGGGAAAGGCUCACGCACAACGAUCGUGUCAAGGACAGCAACACCACUACCAGCGUCUCUCUGGAAAAACUUUUUCCCUAUUGUGGUCUCCAUGGUGAUGUUUCCGUCCAUCCAACGAUUCAACGGGCAUUUGUGCUGUGGGAGAAAGAAAAGCAGUAGUCGCUGGGUUGUUUGGACGAUUGUUUGCUAACUAAAGUGUCGGUUGGUUGCGCCGAUUCCUUUGGAGAGCCAAAGGAGAGUUAGAAAGUGACCUUUUUAUUUUACACUCGAAAAUUCAUGGAAAGUGAAAACGACCAAAAAAUACAAGAAACAAAAAAGAACUGAGCGGCGCUUUCUAGUGUAAAUUCGAAAGAGAAAAGAUAUCUCGACUUUUUAACCAUUCUAGUGAAAACCAGCUCUGACCGUGUCUCUCUCUUUUUUCUCGGUCGUCAAGUGCAAUUCCCUUUCGAAGGGAAAGACCGUAGAGUUUGUUGGGCAGCAGCAGCAGCUACACAAGUGUAUGUGUGUUUGUGGUAUCUUCUUCCCUGCCCAGCGAGAGAGAGAUAUACUUUACUAAAUAUCAGAUAACUAUUUUUCUUUUUGGGUGAAGACAACCGUCUUUUGUGUAUAUGUGCCGUUGUGUAAUCAUUUCCGCUGUGGGAACAAACAAUGGAGACGAGUAGGUAUCGCAGUAAUCGCUCGGGCGGAAUCCUCGGCCAACAACAGAGCGCAAGCGCCAGUAGCACCGCUAGUAGCAACAAUUCCGCCAGUUCAUCGUCUGGGGUGUCCAUAACCUGGACUAGGAGUUGCCAGGCAACUUGCAGCAAGCAGCCUUGUUUAAGCUGCGCGGGCAAUCCUUUGUUGACGCCCAGCAGUCAAAGUGGUGGUGGUGGUCCAGCCGCAGCAGCAGCCGCAGUUGCAGCCGCUGCAUCCGCAGCUGAAACGGAGCAUCGUAUUUACUUGCGCAGUCACCGGCAGCGACGCAAUCAACAGCUGCUGCAAAUCCAACAACAACAGCAACAGCAGCAGGUCGCCAAUUUAACCCUGCGUCCAUGGACGCGGUCCCGUGCGCAGCAGGUGCUGCACCACUAUCAGCUUGAGCAACUUCACCCGUCUCACACCGGUGUCGUCUACUUGACUAAUCCGAGCGAGCGGGCCGCCAGCAAAACAGGAAUACCCUUGGUUCAGCAACUACCGCCACCGCCGUUACCACAACAACAGCAGCAACAACAACAACAACAGCAGCAGCAGCAACAACAGAACGUCAGAUUGGCCUUGGCCGCUGUCACCAGAGCCUCAUCAUUGCCCACGGGUGUGGACCGGCGUCGCGUGACGCGUGGGAUGACAAUGGGUCAGAAGGUAUCUGGCGGAGUUAAAGGUCUCAGCGGUCGGGAAGGCAGUCACUCGUCGCUGGGCGGAGCCAAACCAUCCAAUUCUCGGCAUGAAAUGCCACACGAUUUUACUAAACCUUCGCGGCUGGAAGCUCUGCUCGACAUGCCGCCCACUUCCAGGGAAGUGGAAUUGAAGCAUGCGUGGAACGCGGACGACCGGUCGCUCAACAUCUUUGUCAAAGAGGAGGAUCCGUUGACGUUUCAUCGGCAUCCAGUGGCUCAGAGUACGGACUGCAUCCGCGGCCGCGUCGGUUUCACGCGCGGUCUCCACGUCUGGGAGCUCAAUUGGUCGACACGCCAGCGCGGCACUCACGCCGUCGUCGGUGUCGCCACCCUCACCGCCCCUCUCCACUCGGUUGGCUACCAGAGUUUGGUGGGCAGCAACGACCAAUCGUGGGGCUGGGAUCUUGGCCGCAACAAACUCUACCACGACUCGAAAAACCAAGCCGGAACCACUUACCCGGCCAUCCUCAAGUCGGACGAGAAUUUCACCGUCCCAGAUUCGUUUUACGUCGUUUUGGACAUGGACGAGGGAACGCUAGCCUUUGUCGUCGAUGGACAGUACUUGGGCGUGGCCUUCCGAGGUCUCAAAGGCAAGAAACUUUAUCCCAUCGUCAGCGCCGUCUGGGGGCAUUGUGAAAUUACCAUGAAAUACAUAGGAGGACUCGAUCCUGAACCGUUGACAUUGACAGACCUGUGCAGGCGAGUGGUUCGACAAACGGUGGGCAAACAGCGACUCGAGAGGCUGGACGAGCUCAACUUACCGCCGGCUCUCAAGAGUUACUUACUCUAUCAACACCGGCGAUGAUCCGUACCGCAUCGCAGAUGAAGUUGUCCAUCAAUCAACUCUCUAGAAAACAAAAAUACCAGAAGAAGAAAAAAACAAACAAAAAAAUAAGGCGAUUUUUUAAGGAAAAGGAGGGCCCAUGAAAACGGUUUACAAAGAACAAUUUUUCUCUUUUUAUAAAGGAGCUCUUUUGAAAUUUGAGCUCGACGAUUUCCAAUCUCACUUGACACGUCAGUGGAAUACAGAUCCUGAGAAGAAGGAAUUCCCCCCUCCCUUUUUAACCAAAAUACUGUUUUUUUAGAAAUUUUUAAAAAUGAAACAAAAAAUGACCAUCAUCUGAUCACACACCCGACCCCCGUGGAUAUAAAAGUGUUGUCUGCCUCCUUUAAUUUUUGCCUAUUUUUUAAAAAAAUCAUCUGUCGGUUCCGUUUUUUUAUUUUUCAUCUUUUCCGACCUCCUCCUCUUCCGCCAGACUCUUUUUUAUGUGUAAAACGUUGGAAUGAUUUUUUGUUUUGUAUGUGUCGUGUGUGGGAGAGGGGAGGGUAAUUAGGAACCCGGGAGCUCAAAAUUGAAACAACAAGAAGAAGGAAAAUAUUUCACUCCUUUAUGUUUUUUAAAAAAGAAAAUCAUCUUUUUUUUCUUUGGUUCGGAAAAAAAAAACUUAUUUUUCUUUUUAUGUAAUUUUUCCCUCCCCAACACAUUUUUGUUUUAUGUGUGUGUCUGUGUGGAUGUUUGCGAGACCAAAAGAAUUCUUUUGUUUUAUCUUUGUUUUCUUGUUCCGACACGGAUCCCAUUUAGACGCAACCCCCAAUCCUCCUCAUUGAAAAAAAGAUUGACAACGUUGUCAGGCGUGUGUAUGUGUUAUGCGGCAUGCCAAAUUUGUGUAAUUCGGAAUCUAAUGCUGCUCGCAAGAAAAGAAGGAAAAAGAAAAAAGAAGCAUUUUUUUAUUGUAUGCAUGUGUGCCUGUAUGUGUGCUGUAUUGUACGUCUUUCCCAAUUUUUAUUUUACAAAAAUCGACCGUGUGAAUCUGUCCUCCCCUCUCCACUUUUCCUUUUUUUGUUUUGAAUUACGAAACUUGAAAAAGCAGCGAGUAAUAAUCGAAAUGCGAUUCUCCUUUUCACAAAUCUCGUGUCUUGUGUCUUGACAAAAAAAGCCUCGUUUCCCUCCACAAAAAAGAAAGAAGAAAAGUAUCCAAAAAAACACUUUUUACAAAAAGAAAAAUCAUUCUGUUUAUUUUUUUUUUUUCGUCCAAAUUUAUAUUUUUUAAUUUCUUUGGCUGGCAUUUUUUUUUUUUUUAAAUUACCAUUUAUGAGUCAAGCGACUCUCGAUUUAUUUUGAAAAAAGAAAAAGCUCGUUUCAAUUUUUCUAAUUUUUUUCCCCCAACCACCCCGCCCACCACCCUCAAUCGUGUUUGAACCUCCCUCCAUACAGGACUAAAUCAAUAUUAUCCGUGUGCUGUGUGCGUGUGUCAUGAGUCUGGAGGAAAAC
This is a messenger RNA of Daphnia pulicaria, 3761 nucleotides long. RefSeq names its product protein gustavus-like (gene gus). The transcript has 8 exons. Gene Ontology annotation, biological process: intracellular signal transduction; proteasome-mediated ubiquitin-dependent protein catabolic process. The record is from RefSeq and is a predicted model, not a curated record. Gene Ontology annotation, molecular function: protein binding. The coding region runs from base 765 to 2294 and encodes 509 amino acids. Lineage: Eukaryota; Metazoa; Arthropoda; Branchiopoda; Diplostraca; Daphniidae. Gene Ontology annotation, cellular component: SCF ubiquitin ligase complex.